Molecule: messenger RNA, 1110 nt
Organism: Encephalitozoon hellem ATCC 50504
Lineage: Eukaryota; Fungi; Microsporidia; Unikaryonidae
Exons: 1
Coding region: 1-1110 (369 amino acids)
Biological process (GO): phosphatidylethanolamine biosynthetic process
Cellular component (GO): cytoplasm
Molecular function (GO): ethanolamine kinase activity
Source: RefSeq, a predicted model, not a curated record
AUGUUGCUCUUAUUUGUAUAUACUUUGUUUGUAUUGUUUUCAUGUUGCAGGGGAAGCAUGAUGGACUCAAUACAGAUUAAUGAAGUACUACCAAGAGAAUCUGGGAUUGUCAUAGAACAGGAUGGGCUAAUAAUGCUUCAGAACGUUACGAAGAACAUAAAGCAGUUCUUAGGGGGAGAACCGGUCAAAAUUGCCAGGAUCGGUACAGCAUAUAGUAAUGUAGUCUACAUGUUUGAAAUAGACGGAAAUAGAUACAUUUACAAGGAGUUUCAAGAGUUUGAUGAGCAAGAUGAGAUGAUAAACAGUAUUAUAGGAGGGGAGCGUGUAAUAGAAUCAAACAGUGAGUUUAGGAUUGAGAAGUGUCUAGAAGGAAGACAUGCGAUCAUCAAAAGAGAUCUGAAGAGGAUUGCAUCUGAACUUCGGAAGUUCCAUGAUACACGUAUUGAAGGAGUACGGAGCUAUGAGGAGAUGGUAAAAAUCAUGCUGGUAAAAUGUAUAGGAGAGAUGAUUAGAGAAGAUGAGAAAGAAGAAAUAAGUCUUUCAUGUGUAGAGGAAAAUAUAAGAAAGAUUAGGAGCUCAUGUGAAGCAGUGCUUUCUGAUUCCGAUCGUAUUAUUUGGAUUUUGACAAAGGUGAGAGAUAAGGUGUUUGGGAUACCCAGAGGGGACUUUAAAGAAGUAAUGUGCCACAACGACCUUCAACCGGGAAAUAUACUAGUAAGUGAGUCCAGUGUUGUUUUCAUAGAUUUUGAGUUUGCUGCAAUGGGAUCGCCUGUGAUCGACAUAGCUAAUCUGUUUUGCGAAUCUGGGUACGACUACUCAAGAUAUAUGUUUGUGGAUGACUGCUUCCCAAGCACAGAAGAGCAGAUGGAGUUCAUUCAAGAAUACAUGGGAGACUCUAGAGACUGCCUGGAAAUAGUAGAACUUGUAAAUGGUGCAAUGGCAUACAGUCACUUUCUGUGGUAUCUCUGGGCACAGUGUAACAAGCGAUGCGGGUGCUCAGAACAUUUUGACUACGUGAAGUAUGGAAACUCGCGAUUGCUAGAGCUGCGUAAGAGAGGUUUUGUAAGUGCCUCAGAAUAUGAGGUGCUCCGAAUGAACGAAAGAAGAUGA